Messenger RNA from Neoarius graeffei (lesser salmon catfish), 2228 nucleotides. RefSeq names its product doublecortin-like kinase 3 (gene dclk3). The transcript is spliced from 5 exons. NCBI's taxonomy places the organism in Eukaryota, Metazoa, Chordata, Actinopteri, Siluriformes, Ariidae. The coding region runs from base 1 to 2202 and encodes 733 amino acids. The record is from RefSeq and is a predicted model, not a curated record. Gene Ontology annotation, biological process: intracellular signal transduction; protein phosphorylation. Gene Ontology annotation, molecular function: protein kinase activity; ATP binding.
AUGAAGGUCACAGUGGCACAUGUACCUCAAAGCAGUGUCUACAAGCCAGUGUUUAUGUGUUUCCUUUCAGAUCAAAGAACUAAACUGCCUAUGUGUCCCAAUGCUGCUCCACGACAAGGACUGCUUUCAUACUCAUUUGGCUCCAAAACCCUCAGAUGUCCUGCAGCCUACAGGCCCUUGGAAAAGGUUGGAAUUGGCUCGUGUAGGAAGGAGGAGCCUGUGCUGUGCAGAGCAAGUGGUUAUCAUGGACGGCAUGAAGAAGGUAGUCCAGUGCGCCCACGUAUUGUGACAGUGAUUAGGCCAUGUGGUGAACACAGCCUGCGGAAGAUCUCACUACUGCUAAACCGACGUGCCGUACAGACAUUUGAGCUGUUGAUGGCUGAUGUGUCAGAAGCUCUUGGCUUCCCAUGCUGGCACAGUGGUCGUGUUCGACGCCUUUUCAGCCCUGCUGGACAAGAGAUACACAGCCUCUCUGACUUCUUCCACUUUGGCAAUGCCUUCCUGGCCUUUGGAAUCAACCGCCCAUCCAUUAGUGAAGUGCAGGCCAUGCUGCAAGAGCUGUAUCCUGACAAUCCAGGUUACUGUGGCAGCUUGUUGAAGUUGUGGGAGCGGAUCCUGAGGCCUAAGGCUGCUAAGACAGAUAGUGGUUUCCAUGAUGAUGUGCCCCAAGAUGAUUCCACUUUAAAUGUAGCCCCUGAUUCAGUGACAAACCAACCACCAGCCAAUCAUUUGCAGCCAUUCCGAGCACAAGUUAGGCAGAAAGACAGGGGCAGGAGGGAGAGGCAGAGGGGAGAGUGGGACAACAGGGAAGAUAGGAGAGUGCACCAACUUCAGACAAAAGAGGAGAGGCGAACAGACAGGAAGAAGGAGCCAGUGUAUUGCCGGAGCUGUAGAGGAGCUGGUCCACCUGUUCCUCCAAUUGGAAACAAGAAGUCUGCUAAAUUGGAAAAGCCUAACAGUGAGUGCAAUACUCCUCUUUCCCAGGAUAUAGAAACCCCAGCAGAACAAGACAUGGCUAAAACAGAAAUGGUAGAACAGAAAGACUUAUGGGAAGAGCUCCCACCUGACGGGAUGCAAGUCCCUCUGGAGGAUAUCCAGCACUGCUAUGAUAUUGGGGGUGUGGUGGGUGAUGGGAACUUUGCUGUAGUGUAUGAGUGCCGUGUGCGUGGUUGCACCCAAACCUUUGCCAUGAAGAUGGUGGAUAAGGCCAAGCUGAAGGGUCGAGGUCACAUGAUACAGAACGAGAUCGCCUUACUGCGUAGCCUGGCACACCCGCGCCUAGUGCAGCUGCUGCGCUCACAUCACACAGACACACACGUCUACUUGUUAAUGGAGCUGGUGGCUGGUGGUGAUUUGUUUGAUGCUAUUGCCAAGUGUGGAAAAUUCAGCGAACCUUGUGCAGCCAGGAUGAUUCAGGACAUCAGCCAGGCUCUGGAGUACAUCCAUAACAAGAGCAUCGCACACAGAGACAUCAAGCCUGAAAAUCUUCUCGUCCAACGGCACAGCAAUGGCAGUAUCAAUCUAAAGCUGGCUGAUUUUGGAUUAGCCAUGGUAGUGACAGAGCCAGUUUUCACUGUAUGUGGCACACCUACGUAUGUCGCACCUGAGAUACUUGCUGAGACAGGGUAUGGUGUAGCAGUGGAUGUCUGGGCAAUGGGUGUGAUACUGUUUGUGCUGCUCAGUGGGUUUCCUCCAUUCCGUAGCCCAGAACGCAAUCAGGAGGAACUCUUUCAUCUCAUCCAAAAAGGAGAGGUCCAUUUCCUAUCGCCUUACUGGGACCAUGUGUCUGAGGGAGCUAAAGUUUUGAUCAGUGCUCUGCUAGAAGUGAACCCUACUGUGAGACUGACAGCCAGUCAGACUCUGCAGAACAGCUGGCUUCUUCAGGCAGCAGCACAGAGUGACCAGGAGGAGGCGACAGACACCAGCAACAUCAUCAUUAACAAGAAAGAUACUAUCAAAUCAGGAUGCACAAAACAGGAGGCACGGGGCAAUCAGCUGAAACUAGAUAUGUCAGCAGAGGUUGCUCAAGUGGUACAGACUGAAGGGAACAGAGAAAGCAGCACAGAUAAAUACAGAGAAACCAUUAUGGACCAGAAAGAUAAGCAGACUCCUGAGAGACCAUCACAAGUCAGAGAAAUCAGCAAGGAUGGUCACCUGCCGGAGGUAUCAGUAUUAGUACAAAAAGCAGAUAUACCAGAGUAGUCAAGGCCUCUUGGAUGGCCACAUUA